AUGCUGCACAGCCACUACUUCACAACAAAAAUAUAUAUCUCCAUUCCUCAUGUGGACCACGGAGUAACUGCAUCAAAAGAGAGAAUGGCAUCCACAUCUGUAGGCAGACGCCUCGUUGCUUGUCUCCUCAACAUCUCUGAAGCUCGAAGGAAAGACUUGGUGGAAACCGUGGCUAAAGCAGCUCUUUACGAUCCUAAAGGCGUCAGGAGAGAAGGCACCACCGUCCUGAACAUCUUUAACGACCACGACUACAACCGCUCCGUCAUCACCAUCGUGUCUGCCAUCGACUCCAUCCGGGAGGCGGUGUUGUCGGCCUGUGAGAAAGCGUGCAGCCUCAUCGACAUGCGCGCUCACUCAGGAGGUCACCCGUGUCUGGGCGCCGUGGACCUCAUCCCCCUUUACCCCCUCGGAGAAGACGUGCUGCCCCAGGACUGUGCCAGCGAGGCCAGAGGUGUCUGGUAUCACGGUGUCCCUGUGUCUCUGGGUCUCUGUGUUCUCAGUGCAGGAGUGGGACUAGAAGAAUCAUAG
Messenger RNA from Knipowitschia caucasica, 528 nucleotides. Lineage: Eukaryota; Metazoa; Chordata; Actinopteri; Gobiiformes; Gobiidae. The record is from the annotation of a GenBank genome assembly.